AUGUCUUUUCAUAUCAAAGAAAAUUAGCAAAAAAUUAAUAAAGAUUAAUUGUAGUCAAACUUGAAUGGAAAAGACUAGUAUUUUCAUUACGAAGAGGAAAGAGAAUUGAUCUAGAUUCAAAAUUCGCCUGAAAAAUUAAUUGGUACUGGUUAUCAGCCUGUUUUAGAAAAAAUCAAGUGCUCAGAUAAUACUUAAGUAUCAGAUGGAUUAAAAACCACUGUCCCGAGCUAUAGAGUUAGCGUAACAGGCACAAUUUUAUUGAUAAUGACUUUGUUCUCUACAGCAGCAAUUCUGCCUUUGCAAGUAUCACUUCCAUUGGAUAUAACCCUAUUGAAACUGAGUUGGCGAAAUUCUAACGUUGUUCCCUUUUUGCUUCUACUUUCUAUCUAUGAUCUAUUUACUAAGAGAGGAGUAUUUUUGGUUAUCUUUAGAACUGUAUCUAAAAAACCAGUGCAUAAAUUUGAAUUAAUUGGAUUGUUUCUUGCCAUAUUUGGCUGCUUUAUAUCAGUCCUUGAUAAGGACGUCUAAAAAGUUGAUUAAUCAAGUUUAAAUAUAGUUGUUGGCGAUAUCAGUGGUAUUUUAUGCUCAUUAGCAAGUGCAUUCUAUUAUCAGUUUAAUGCUUAGUUAGUCUCUAAAAUUCCAUCUUCAGUAGCUGUGUGCUCGACAUUAAUGUUUUCUGAGAUUAUGAUUAUUAUCUAUGGACUAUUAUUUGGAUAAUUUACGUUUGAUAGAGAUAAAAUGACAGGUGUUUGGGGUUUCAUGAAUGCAGAGUAUAUUCUUUACACUUUAUUUAUAAUGGGUCUUUUUUGUGGUACAAUUUCAAUAUAUACAGCAGCACUUGUCCUCAAGUAUUACCCCCCUAUAGUUCUUAUGAUAGUAAGUUUAAUUGAACCAAUUAUUUGCCAAGUUUUAUCAUGCUUGAUGAAUAUUGAUAGAGCACCAGGCUAUUUUACAUAUGUAGGAGGUAUCAUUACUCUUUUUGGUAUAUUUGGAGUAAGCUAUGGAGGAUAAAUCCUUGAAAAAAAUACAAAAAAAUAGGAAAAAUAAUCAAAACAAUGA
This is a messenger RNA of Stylonychia lemnae, 1059 nucleotides long. NCBI's taxonomy places the organism in Eukaryota, Ciliophora, Spirotrichea, Sporadotrichida, Oxytrichidae. The record is from the annotation of a GenBank genome assembly.